AUGGCUCCACCACUGCCAAUCGAGAUCAAGGCCGUGAAUUACUUACGCACCUGUCCCCCCAUAAACCUUCGAAAGAACCCGCAUAGACCAAACCUUGCCUUGCAGCUUGAGGAUAUCCAAAUUGAUUUCCACCUACGCAGCUAUGGCAAAACUACUCAAUUUGGAACCACAGAUACGCGGCAUCCAAUGGCACCUCGGUUUGACCUCAAGCUGAGUGUCAUAUUAAAUGAGACAGGCGAUAAGAUUCUUCCCCCGUUGUCUCCAGCUAGCGAAGACGCGGCAACUUCACCAAGCGAGAUCGCCAGUAAAAGCUACAAUGCUAAAAGGCAAACCGAAAUAAAAGUCUAUCUUCGGUUCAUUAAGAAAGGCCAUGAAACCAUCAAACAGCUUGAAGCUUUUCAUCAAUACCGUAAUGACAGGGGCAAACUCAUAUUAGCCCAAUUUUACAGGCUUUGCGACGCUGGCACUGUCAAACAAUUUCGUGCAGCUUACAACCGCCGUCAAAGACGGCCACCUGAAGCAUUCUUGUGGAAACUCUAUUACAAGGUUAUUGAUGCUCUGGCUUUCCUUCACAAUGAUCAUCCGAAGUACGAGAACGAUCCUUCACACAAAGGGCGUAAGUCAAUUAUCAUGCCAUACUUAGACGCCGGGAAUAUAUAUCUUUCCUGGCCCGAGGGCAAAUCGCACGAUUCCGUGUAUCCAGAUAUAAAGUUGGGAGACUUCGGAGCAGUAAAACUUGUGGAUUUCGGUGAUGGAUUUUCAGAGGACAUCGACGAAAAAAAGGGUAUUGAUUACAAGCACAACCCCUCCGAAUUGAAUUGGUGGAGUGCCAAAAGUGAUAUUUGGCGUGCCGGCUCAAUCAUUUACUCGCUAACUUCGCGGAACGUAACAACUACUAAGCUAGCUGUUCCCGAAGACCAAACAUUUGCAGACCUUACGGAGGAACAGCAGACAAUGAUUACAAUGGAUCCCAGAAGAGUCCAGCCUAUCGAUCAUCUGUACAGUGGAGAAUUUGAAACUAUGCUUCAAAGGUCCUUGGUGCUUGAUCAUAAGAAGAGACCAUCCGCUAGAGAAUUGUUACAAGAACUCCGAGGUCCGGUCACAGAAAGAGAGGGCAAUAUGGACUUAUUUAGGGCAUUGCCUGAAUGGUUUGGAGACGAAAUAAUCCCAAGGAAGAAGAACGAUCCCGCAGACGAACGUAAUUUCUCCCAGGAAAGGCUCAAGAAAUUAGUUCAACCAGGAGGAUUGGAAGCAGAGAGAUUAUUACAUCGGAAUGAAAUAUUAGCCAAGAAAGCAGAGGCAGCUGAAAUAGAGAGGCGAGAGGUGGCACGAAUUAAGCUGGGUGAAGAAAAUCCAACAGCGUUUGAGCUAUUUUACGAGGAAUGGCUACCCAGAGAGGUAGAGGAAGGGAAUAUCACCGACAGGGGGGAUUACUCUGAGAAUUUCGAAUAUACAGAAGAAGUUGUCAAAUAUAUAGCGGUCAGGGGCAGAGGAAUAGAAGCCGGAACUUGGGUUGAUCCAGGCCCAUCUUGGCAAGAAGUAGUGAAACUCGGACAAAAACCUGAGGCCGCCCCAGCUUCUCCACCACCAUAA
Messenger RNA from Botrytis porri, 1593 nucleotides. RefSeq lists its product as uncharacterized. Lineage: Eukaryota; Fungi; Ascomycota; Leotiomycetes; Helotiales; Sclerotiniaceae. The transcript has a single exon. Gene Ontology annotation, biological process: protein phosphorylation. The coding region runs from base 1 to 1593 and encodes 530 amino acids. The record is from RefSeq and is a predicted model, not a curated record. Gene Ontology annotation, molecular function: ATP binding; protein kinase activity.